AUGGCAAGGCUAGAUAGAAAAGAUAGAAAUAAAAGUCUAGAGAGUCUAAUGGUUUUGGACAAGCCAGGAAUGGGAAGAAAUGUGAAUCAACUGAGACCCCAGAAGUCCAUUCCUGGGUAUGGCCUAGAAUUCAGUAACCUCUCUUAUAGUAUCAUAAAGCAGCAGCAGAAGGAUGGAGUUAAGAUCAACAAAAAAACAUAUCUUCUUCAUGAUAUCACUGGCCAGGCAAUAAAGAGUGAAAUUAUGGCAAUCAUGGGGCCUAGUGGUGCUGGAAAAUCCACCUUUCUUGAUGCCUUGGCUGGCCGAAUUGCAAAAGGGAGUCUAGAAGGAUCAGUUCGAAUUGAUGGAAAGCCAGUUACUACAAGCUACAUGAAAAGGGUGUCGUCAUAUGUGAUGCAAGAUGACCAGCUCUUCCCUAUGUUGACAGUCUUUGAAACAUUCUUGUUUGCAGCUGAAGUUAGGCUUCCACCCUCCAUAUCCAGGGAUGAAAAGAAGAAGAGGGUUUACGAGCUCAUUGAUAAACUAGGCUUACAGAGUGCUACACAUACCUACAUAGGUGACGAGGGAAGGAGAGGAGUGUCAGGAGGGGAACGAAGAAGAGUAUCUAUAGGUGUAGACAUUAUCCAUAAGCCAUCACUUCUGUUUCUUGACGAACCUACCUCAGGCCUUGAUUCUACAAGUGCUUACAGUGUGGUAGAAAAGGUUAAAGACAUAGCUCGGGGUGGAAGCAUUGUCCUUAUGACCAUACACCAGCCUUCAUAUAGAAUUCAAAUGCUUCUGGACAAGAUCACCGUCCUUGCAAGGGGAAGACUGAUAUACAUGGGAAGGCCAGAUGCACUUCAGGCUCACAUGUCAGGAUUUGGAAGGCCUGUACCAGAUGGAGAAAACAGCAUUGAGUAUCUCCUAGAUGUUAUAAGUGAAUUUGAUCAAGCAACGGUUGGGCUUGACCCUCUAGUCCAAUACCAACGUGAUGGCCUCAAACCUGACCCAGUAGCAACGACACCUGUUCUAAGAACUCCAAGAACACCCUACAGAAGGAAUCAUCCUGCAUCUAAGCACAUGAUAAGCCUACGCAGCCAAGGAUUUACCGCUGGAACACAACAACCAGAUUCAGCACAAUUUAGUUAUCAUGAUGAGGACAACGAUGAAGAGAAUUUUGAUAACUCCCUUGAAAGGAAAAGUGUUCACAGUCACACACCAAGGACCAUGACCAGUGGUGUAUACCCACGUUUGGCUUCUCAGUUCUACAAAGAUUUCUCAGCCAAAGAUUUCUCCGUCUGGCUUUACCAUGGGGUAGUAGGAACCCCGCGUCGCCAACCAUCAUGGACUCCAGCAAGAACUCCAGGAUGGACACCAGGGAAAACACCCAUGUCAGGAUCAAGAAGCGUAGUUUCCAACCAAUAUUCUGCAGCAUAUCAGGAACCUUAUCGGCCCAAAACUCCUGCAGUGUUUAACCAGUCUUUGGACUACUCAGCAACUUCAUAUGAAGAGUUUGAGACUGAGGAAGUGCUUGAUGAGCCAAGCUUUGGAUCCAAAUAUGCAAACCCAUGGUUACGUGAGGUUGUAGUGCUCUCAUGGAGAACAGCACUCAAUGUAAUUCGCACACCGGAACUCUUCCUCUCCCGUGAGAUUGUGUUAACUGUUAUGGCAGUUAUCUUGUCCACCAUUUUUGGAAAUCUGAGUGAUACUACUUUCAAAGACAUCAAUAGGCUUCUCAAUUUCUAUAUCUUUGCAGUGUGCCUUGUUUUCUUUUCUUCCAAUGAUGCAGUCCCAUCUUUUAUCAUGGAAAGGUUCAUCUUCAUCAGGGAGACUUCCCACAAUGCUUACCGUGCUUCUUCAUAUGUCAUUUCUUCCCUCAUUGUUUAUCUCCCAUUUUUCGCUGUUCAAGGCCUCACAUUUGCUGCAAUAACCAAACUGAUGCUCCACUUGAAAAGCAGUCUCUUGAAAUUCUGGCUAAUACUUUAUGCCUCACUUAUCACCACCAAUGCAUAUGUGAUGCUUGUUAGUGCACUUGUGCCUAGCUACAUCACAGGGUAUGCAGUAGUCAUAGCCACAACAGCACUCUUCUUUUUGACCUGUGGUUUCUUCCUCAAGCGAACCCAGAUACCCAUUUACUGGAAGUGGCUCCACUAUCUUUCUGCAAUCAAAUACCCAUUUGAGGCAUUGCUGACCAAUGAAUUCAAGAAUGACCGUGGCUGCUACACAGGAAACAUAGCAGAAUUAUCCCCUGGACCAUUAGGAGACGUGAAGUACAGCAAACAUCAUAAUACCAGCCUUCCUGAAAACUGCUUAGUAGGAGAAGAUGUGCUGUCCACAAUGGGCAUUUCAAUGGAAAAUAUAUGGUAUGACAUCAUCAUCCUGCUAGCUUGGGGUGUUCUUUACAGGCUGUUCUUCUAUUUGGUUUUGAGAUUUUACUCUAAGAAUGAGAGAAAAUGAAUCAUUUACACCCUUUUAUAUAUUUGGAUGACCUAUUAGUUAAUAGAAGUCCCGGCCUGCUAAAAAGCUUAAGGUCAUAACAAUCACGUUUUUUCUGGUAUUAUUGCUAUGAUACUCAUGAGAACUCAUCAUAUUCUGUUGAAGAUUGUAGCUUAUACUUUUCUGUCCUAAACUGAAAGAGUGAAUGGCAAAUUGACAAUGCUUACAUCACGUUUAUGAAAAUACCACAGUUAAUUGUUCUUGGAAGAACAAAACACCAUCAUAAGUGAACGUGUGCUAUGGCAGGAAAAGAUGUAACUUUGCGACAGUUCAAGAGUGAGUCAUGUUAAAAUAGUCCUAUCAAUUACCAUAUCUUGCAUCCUCAAGUCACAUACACAAGAGUUAAGCUUCAGAAUGGCCUGGCUUCAAAAUUAAAAAAAAAAAGUGAAACUGACCCACCCACAACUUUCCAAAGAGGUACUCGUCAACAAAGUUGAGUACUUCUGUCCCCCCACUACAGUCAUCAUAAACCUAAAAUCAGCUUGAAAAUGUGAAACUUCACCAAAUCAACAUUAACAUUUUCUAUGUGCAAUCAGACAGGAAAAACAAGCCAUAAUACAUUGAAACUCUCGAUUAAUCUUUGCCUAUGUAUGACAUUAUGGACAUGUAAACAGAAGAAACAGCAAGGAAAUGUUAAUGUUCAGGGUUCUUAUAAGGUGUUCACUUAAAGAAGGCCAGCAUGUUGCUCAAUCUUCCUUUCAAGUGUACUUUUGUCCGCCCCCACCACACUGUCAAUCUCCUUGCCAUUUUUAACAAAGAAAAAUGUAGGAACACUGCUAAUAUUCCAGCGGGCAGCAACAUUCCUUGCCUCAUCUAUGUCAACUUUCAGGAAAACCACUUUUGGGUACUUUUCAGCCAAGCUUGUAUAAAUAGGCGAGAUGAAACGGCAAGGGCCACACCAUGUUGCAGUAAAAUACAGGAUCACCAAGCGUGAUGUCUUUGACGCAGCACUCAGCUUCGACUCCAUUUCAUCAGUAGAGUGAAUAGCAAUGACUUGCCCUUUAGAAUGCCACAAACGUAAUGUCAUUGAAUUAAUAAUAUAAAUCACCCACAUCUCAAUUUAAAUUCCAAUGAAUUGCAAUAUAUGGACCUCAAAAAUAUCUUUUAACUUGAUGGAUCAAAGGAAAAGGGGAAUGGACACAUGGAAAAUAAAGACAAUGGCAAAAUAGAUAACUCUUUAGGAAUAAAAAAAAUAUCAGCCAAUAUGUUGGGAAUGAUCCGCAAGAGUCAAAAGUAUAGUUUUUCUAUAUCUUGUUAGGAUUUUGUUUAAUAGAACUGAAUUUUUAGUUCAAUUUGGCAAUACAACAUCUUUCCUCUCUACAUCCCAUAACCAUAAAGUUGGGCCCAAUUUGCAAACUACUCUUCAAAUCACAUAACCAAGCAAGGUUUGUGCUAAACAAAAUUCAAGCCAACAGACACGCGUUUCCAUAAACCAACAAAGAAAACAGGCCAAAAUGCCUAUAUAAAUGACAAUAAAUUGCUAAUAAACGAUGAAUGAAAUGCCUGAAGCAAGG
This is a messenger RNA of Abrus precatorius (Indian licorice), 3989 nucleotides long. Its product is annotated as ABC transporter G family member 17-like. NCBI's taxonomy places the organism in Eukaryota, Viridiplantae, Streptophyta, Magnoliopsida, Fabales, Fabaceae. The transcript is spliced from 4 exons. Gene Ontology annotation, molecular function: ABC-type transporter activity; ATP binding; ATP hydrolysis activity. Bases 1 to 2436 code for a protein of 811 amino acids. The record is from RefSeq and is a predicted model, not a curated record. Gene Ontology annotation, cellular component: membrane.